AUGAGUCCAUUCACACUCGAAGAGGCUAUCAUUGUGCAUUCUCUCCAUGAGCCCAAGCCGCUCUGUAAGGAAAUAGACCUCAAGAACUGGUUCGACCAUUAUGCACCGUUGGCUCGGUUAGCAUUGAGAAACGCACACGAACAGGAACUCUAUCAGGAGACUAUUGAGAGGAAGGUGGCUCGAUUCGAUGCCUCCAGCCUUGCGAACGUCGCUCGUCGGGCGAUGGGUCCUCAGGAAGACACAAACUCGCAUGAACUAUUCGUCUUCUAUCCAGACUCAAGUUACCUGUUUGCUUUUGCCAUCUGUCGCACAUCCACUUACUUGACAUCUUUGGCCAUCCGUCACUUCUCCUCGGAGAGUUUGGCGGAAUGCGUAGAACACUAUAAGAUCUUCCUGCGCAUUGAGCCCCUAGUAGCUGCUGCCGGUUGUCUCCUGGAGGGUAUAGCAGCUGAUUUUCAGCGCUAG
Fibroporia radiculosa is the source of this 465-nucleotide messenger RNA. RefSeq lists its product as uncharacterized. The transcript has 2 exons. The record is from RefSeq and is a predicted model, not a curated record. Bases 1 to 465 code for a protein of 154 amino acids. Lineage: Eukaryota; Fungi; Basidiomycota; Agaricomycetes; Polyporales; Fibroporiaceae.